GCAUCCCUAAUAUUGGUUUUGUGUUUUGGUUUUGUUGAAAAUUUCUGUUUGAGUUUUUUUUGCCCCACCCCCCUAUCAAUUUGAGAUUUAGUUUGUAACUUUAACAACGCCAAAAUCAAAAAAAAAAAUUAGCCCAAAUUAUCGUGUACCCGAUCGAUAUCAAGGGACGACGAGUGUAACCAUAGAAACAGCCCAGACCGAGGCAGACCUCAAGCAAAAGAGUGGAGCAGAGCCGAGCAGAGCAGCGAGGGCGUGCGUCUGGUGACGAAAUAGAGUCGACGGCAGAGAUAACGUUUACCACAAGCACAAACCACACUAACUGUGACUGUGACUGCUGGCAUUCAGCAGCGAGCAUUCUCGAAGAACAGGCGGCAAUUCCAGCAGCAGCAGCAGCAGCAGCCAGACCAGACCAGUCCCACAGCCAGAAGAAGAAGCAGAAUCAGAAUCAGAACCAUGUCCGUCGAUCCCAACACACCCGUGCUGCGUAACUGCAUUCGCCUGCCUUUGCCCGAGGAAGAAUUGCUCGAGGUGACGGCCAAGGCCAAGGACUAUGCCAUCAUGCACGGUGCGGCAAUGCGUUCCAAGACCAGCUUCAGUCCGGAUUCGCUGAACUUUGCUCCGUUUGUGCUGGUCCCCUCCUCGUUUCCGCGCAAGGAGUUUGAGAAGGCGGUGGCCCUGCAGCCGAUCAUCAAUCGUCUGAUGCACAAUGUGGCCCACGAUGAGGAGUUCAUCACGACCACACUGGCGGAGACCAUCAAGGUGGAUGAGUUCACCGCCAAUCUGUUUAACAUCUAUCGCAAAGUGCUGGCCCAUGGCUACACCCAGCGCACUUCAUUGGGGAUGCUGCGCAGCGACCUAAUGCUUGAGUCCGGAUGCCCGGAGCUCUCGCCAAAGGCGCUGCUAUUGCGAGGAGAGGCUGGCGAGGAUGGUCAUGCGACUACUGCUGCUGCUGCUGCUGCUGGAACUGGAAGCGGAGGAGGAGGAGGAGGCGGCGGCAAGACCAAGGCAGUAACGAAGGAGGAGGAGGAGGAGCAGGCCAAGCGGAAUUUGCAUCUGAGUCAAGCCACGGUCUCUGGGAUAACCACCGCUACCGUGGCAUCCAAGGAUUGCAAGACGGCCGCCUACUGCUGCUGGAAGCAGGUCGAAAUCAAUACGAUAGCUUCGGGCUUUGGCCAUUUGGGACCAGCAAGUAAAACCGUACAAAGUUUCGUGCUGAGGGAACUGGGACAUGCCGACAAGCUGCCGAAUAUGCCCAAGAACAACGCCCUGGCUGGACUCUGUGACGGAAUGGUCAAGGCCUGGGAUAUCUAUGCCAAGCCGCAGUCCGUGAUCUUGUUCAUCAUUGAGGACGUGUCGUACAACAUCUGCGACCAGCGCUUCCACGAGUUCUACAUACGGGAGACCUAUCCACACAUCAAGGUGCUGCGUCGCACCCUCACCGAUGUCCAUCGCGAGGGUAAACUCGGCUUGAACAAGGAGCUCCUGCUGGGUGGUAAACUUGAGGUGGCUGUGAUCUACUUCCGUGCUGGGUACGAGCCCGGACACUAUCACUCGCAGGACGAGUGGGAUGCCCGCUACCUGAUGGAGACGUCGCUGGCCAUCAAGUGCCCGUCGAUCCAAUACCAUCUGGCGGGUACGAAGAAGGUGCAACAGGCACUGGCCCAGCCGGCGGUGCUGGAGCGCUUCAUCAACGAUCCGGAGGAGAUGAAGGCGGUGGGCAAAAUCUUCACCGGCCUCUACUCGCUGGACGACAACGAUGCAGGCAAUGCCACCUACGAGAUGGCCCUGCGCACACCCGAGAAGUUUGUGCUCAAGCCGCAGCGCGAGGGCGGUGGCAACAAUGUCUAUGGCGUGGACAUUCCAGAGGCGCUCAAGCGUAUGUCGCGCGUUGAGCGCUCGGCCUGGAUCCUCAUGGACCUAAUACAUCCGCCCUUGACCAAGGGCUAUAUGGUGCGUCCCGGCGCCGAGAUGCCGCCCACCAUUGUGGACAUGGUCUCCGAGCUGGGAAUCUUUGGGGUGGUCAUCGGCGAUGCCGAUCAUAUCAUUCACAAUUACCAGGCCGGUCACAUGCUGCGCACCAAGCUGUCGACGGCCAACGAGGGCGGCGUGGCCGCCGGCCUGGGUGCACUGGACAGUCCCUAUUUGAUCGACAGCGAUGACGAUGACGAGGACGAGAACUAGAUGCCAGUCCAGUCCAGUCAAGUCCAGCAGUCGUGCGGCAUUCCACCACAGUGGCCUCAUGCGUGUAUAGAAAAAAAAAAAGUAUUUUUAUAAAGCAUAUUGUACAUUUCCCCCCCCUGUUCGGCUCCCCCACCCAAAUCCCUUUCGAGGAGUGUCCGUGUUGUCUCAGUUGCAAUAAAACGUAAAUUUAUCAAA
Messenger RNA from Drosophila obscura, 2376 nucleotides. It is a transcript of the gene Gss2, whose product is annotated as glutathione synthetase. Gene Ontology annotation, molecular function: glutathione synthase activity; ATP binding; glutathione binding. The transcript has 8 exons. NCBI's taxonomy places the organism in Eukaryota, Metazoa, Arthropoda, Insecta, Diptera, Drosophilidae. The record is from RefSeq and is a predicted model, not a curated record. The coding region runs from base 454 to 2181 and encodes 575 amino acids. Gene Ontology annotation, cellular component: cytosol. Gene Ontology annotation, biological process: glutathione biosynthetic process.